Molecule: messenger RNA, 2954 nt
Organism: Poeciliopsis prolifica (blackstripe livebearer)
Lineage: Eukaryota; Metazoa; Chordata; Actinopteri; Cyprinodontiformes; Poeciliidae
Product: brain acid soluble protein 1 homolog
Source: RefSeq, a predicted model, not a curated record
AUGGGAGGCAAGCUCAAAAAGAAGAAGGGAUACAAUGUAAACGACGACAAGUCCAAAGACGCCAAGGCAGAGGGCGCCUCGGCCGAGGAGAGCGAAGCGCCGAAGGACAAGAAGGACGAGGCCCCCGCGGCCGGCGACGCUAAAGAGGUAGCGAACGACACGGCGGCCAAAGAGACGGCGGCGGCGGACGCCGCAGCACCGAAGGACGAGGAGAAGAACGCCGCUCCCACCGCCAAGGAGUCGGAAAAACCUGCCGCCAACGCCGAGCCCAAAGCAGAGGCGCCGAAAAGCGCCGACGCUGCCAAGGCUGACGACAAACCGGCCAAAGAGGAGCCGGAGGCGAAGGCCGCGGCGCCCGCCGCUGCGGCCGACAGCAAAGCGGAGGCCGACGCCAAAAAGACUGAGGCCCCCGCUGCACCGGCGGCCAAAGCCGAGGCGGCCCCGGCGACCUCGCCUGACCCCAAGCCCACAGAGGCAGCGGCUCCCGCGGCGACCAAAGAUGGCGCCGCCGCACCUAGUUCAACACCAGCCGCCGACGCUCCGGCCAAGGAGGCGAACGGCACGGAGCCGCCGAGCAAGGAUCAAACCGUAGCAGUUCAAGAUUAAUGGACAGCUUCUUUCCAAACCAAGAAACAAAUGACCUAACUCAACGAUGACAAAGAUUUAAAGAUGAAAUUACUAGCCCGCCCAUAUUGUUACGAUAACAAUAAUAAUAAUAAUUGUAAUGAUGAUGAUGAUUUGUUGAAGAAGGAGGACUGGAGACGUUUCCCACCAAUGCGUAUGAUUAUUGCUAUUAUUAUUGUUAUGUUUUAAUCUAUUUUUUCUGCUGUAGUAUUUGAACUUUGAUACGAGUCUGUGUCGGCCGCGCGCCUUUGCAACGUCACCUUCAUCCUUCAUCCACUCAUAACCUCCAGAAGGCCUGCAUUCAUGCUCUCACCUGCAGCCUCUGCUGCAGAGGAGUGAGAGGUCAAAGGUCAUUUCACCAGCUGGAUCUGCGUUACAUCUGUCCAGUCUUGUGACCCAGAACGUCCCGUCUCCCGGCGGUGGAGCUGCGACUGUUUGGGCUGAGAAUGCUGGAGCUUCCUGGGGAAUUUGAAAGGUUGAAAAUCGCUGGCUUUGCAAAUAACUGUAGGAUUUUUUCACAUAAACUUCUACAUUUUGUACUGAAACCCUUAGCUAUAUUGUAAGAAAACUAAGUGGUUUUUUAGCAUUUGUAAUACUUAAAAAAUUUGCAAAGCCUUGCCAAGAAUACCUUUAAAAUGUUCCAAUGAAGCUUAAAGUGAUUCUCUGGUCUUUCAAUCGGAUAGAAAGCGACACAUCCAGCCGACAGGCGAAACUCUCAGCUCGUCUGAACUUCCUUGUAAGGAUAAAACGCUGAUGUUUACUGAGCUUUGGAAAGGACGUGUCGAGUUGUGUCUUUCUAAAGACGGCAGACUAAACUGGCAUUCAAACAUCCUGCGAAGCUUUUCCUCCCCGAUAGGAAACCAAAUCCUGUAAAACUGUAACUGUCAGGUUUUACAUUAAAUACUUCAGUAUUUAGGGAAACCUCUAAAUAUUCCUGAGUCUGAGCGUUGAUGCCGUUUUCUUCACUUCAACAUCCUGGUAUUUAGAGAAGAAAUGACAUAAAACGGUAGAAUAUUAAUAUCUUAAUAUCGUGAAUUGUUUGUCAAAUUUGACUCCCAAGAUAUCCUGCCUGAGACUUGAUACCGAUGAGUCUUUAGAAUUAAGUCAAAGAUUUCACCCUUGAAGAAACAUUUUCUGUUUCCAACAGAAGUUCUCACUUUUCAAUCCAUCCUGUAACAAACUCCAACACAGAAACAGCUGUGUUGGAUUUAUGCAGCUGCAUAUGAAGCAGCAACACCAGCAGACAACUGGAGAUCAGCAAACAUGGAAAAUCAUUCCUAUUUAAACGAAACGUCAGGGAGCCAAGGACUCAGCCUUGGGGUUCACACAUACUAGCUCUUGGAAAUGAUUUCAUGUCCCUUGUAAUAACACAUUGCUCACAAUUUACAAAAUAUAAGUACGACUUCUUUAAACUUAAAUUUGAAAACAUCAUGUUCAGUUAUUUCUGAAUGAGUGUCAUGAUUUAAAGUGCCAAAUACAUGUUAAGAUCUGAAAUUGUUGCAACUCCGAGCUAAAAAUGGAUAAAAGCUGCAGCUGUUUCCACCAGAGGUCUUUAGUUUGGGAAAAAAAACUGAUAUGAUGAAUCCUUUUUGUUAGCAUGUCUGUUAGCAUCCCAUCUGUAGCUCUGGAGGACACUGGAAAAAUUAAUGCUGAAUUAAAAAAUGAAAAGGGAAAACAAAGUUUAUGAAGAAGUUAUUCUCCUAUCUUUGCAACGUUCAGAUUCUGCUUGUGACCCAGUUGUCCUCCAGUUCCACCAGUUCCACCAGUUCCACCAGUUCCACCAGGCUCCAGUGAAACUAAUGUCUUUGUAUCGUUGGAGAGUAAAAUACUGAGAAUACCAGCAACCUAAACUCCGACCGCCAGGCCUUCCUGUUCCUCCUGUGCAUAAAUGCAGGUUUAAGUGUCGUCGCCUCACCGUCCGUCUGUCCGUCUGCAUCCACCGACACGCGGCGUCUUCCUUCCAGCACUCGUUGAACCGUAGCAGAAACAAACAUCCGAGGACGGUUGUGUGUCACUUGAUUAUGUUUCUUUUCUUCCUCUCUUGACUCAGUAAUUGCAUGUCUGUGGUUGGGUGAACCUGUAGUCCUGUCUUUUUGGUCAAGUGGAAAAAAACUAAACAAAACAAAAAAAAAAAAAGUAUAGAUAAUUUCUCAGUCUGCAUCCAUGCCAACUACAAUCGAUAUUUUCAUUCCAUGUCUCACCGCCGCUAUUUCUACAUGUUCAUUCAAGCAAACAGACAAAAAAAAUGAUAUGGAAAUUGAUGCGUUAAAAUUCUAUGUACUUGUAUAAAUGGUGCAACAGUAAUAAAAUAAAAAUAAAAUUGACGUAAA